GUUACAGAUGACUCCUAAGGUGGGAACGGUGUCGGUCCUGCUGGGCGCUCAAUGGGGCGAUGAAGGAAAAGGGAAAAUCAUCGACUACCUCAUCGAAAAUUACGACGUGCAAGUGACCGCUCGUUGCCAAGGAGGCAAUAACGCUGGCCACACGGUUGUAGCCAAUGGCAAAAAGUAUGACUUCCACAUUUUACCGAGUGGCAUGAUUAGCGAAAAAUGCUUCAACAUCAUAGGAAAUGGUGUUGUUGUGAACUUGGAUGCUUUCUUCUCCGAACUUGAUCAUAAUGGAGUGAAUAAAGAACCUGGUUGGGAAAAGAGGAUCAUGAUCUCUGCCGAGGCUCAUCUAGUAUUUGGUGUGCACGCUCAAGUUGAUGGACGUCAAGAAGACAGCCUUGGCACAACACAGAAAAUCGGCACCACGAACCGUGGCAUUGGCCCCACAUACUCUUCAAAAUGCUUUCGGAAUGGCAUACGUGUUGCUGAUCUUAUGGGUGAUUUCGAAAGCUUUUCUGAGAGAUACCUCCGACUCGUUGAACAUUAUAAAAAGCAGUUCCCGAGCAUAGAUAUUGAUACGAAGGCGGAGCUUGCUCGAUUCAAGGAGCAUCGCGAAAAACUCAUCGAGUUGAAUCUGGUGGGUGAUAGCGUGAGUCGCCUUCAUGAACUGAGGAAGCAAGGACGCUCAGUUCUGGUGGAAGGAGCAAAUGGAGCUUUGCUAGACAUUGACUUUGGCACCUAUCCGUAUGUGACCUCGUCAAAUGCCACUGUGGGUGGAGCUUGCACUGGUCUUGGUAUUCCACCCACUGCUAUCACGCAGGUUUAUGGUGUGGUAAAAGCAUACCAGACAAGGGUAGGCACUGGUCCUUUCCCUACCGAGCUCAAGAACGAAGAAGGUGAUCGCCUACAGUCUAUAGGUCAAGAAAUUGGUGUUACCACUGGGAGGAGAAGGAGAUGUGGCUGGUUGGAUUUGUUCCUGUUACGUCGUAGUGCUCAAAUCAACGGUUACACAGCAAUAGCGCUUACAAAACUUGAUAUAUUGGAUUCCUUCAAAGAAAUCAAGGUUGCGGUUGGCUACCGCCUUGAUGGAAAACCUAUCCAAGCACCUCCAGCACAAGCAGCUGCAUGGGAUCGGGUUGAAGUGGAAUACAAAGUCUUCCCGGGAUGGGAAGCCACAACAACGGGAAUCCGAAAAUGGGAGGAUCUCCCACCUAAAUGUCAAGAAUACGUUCAAUUUAUCGAAAGUUUCAUUGAGGUGCCCAUCAAAUGGAUAGGAGUCGGCGCCGACCGUGAAUCACUCAUCGUCCGGGGAUAACUCUCAGCAUAUUCAACUAGUUAAGUGCCGUUUUAUCAUUUAGAUAGGGCAGUCUGUUGCUCAGCGACUGAAUCGAUGAUGACAUCGAACACGUUAUUCUUUACUUUGUCGCUUUAUAUUCAUUCCUCUCGUCAAGAUGGGCAAAUGUAUGCGUUUGUUUUAUUGUUACUAAUGAUUUCAUGUUGCCAUGCAUUUAAGUUUCUCAAUGAAGAUUUCUAAUAUAUUUAUGU
Molecule: messenger RNA, 1539 nt
Organism: Cylicocyclus nassatus
Lineage: Eukaryota; Metazoa; Nematoda; Chromadorea; Rhabditida; Strongylidae
Source: the annotation of a GenBank genome assembly